AUGAUUGGUACAGUUAAUAUUGUAUUUGAUGCUGGCAUGGCUCAUUUAAUUUGCGGAGUCAUGAUUUUAUUGCUUAUAUUUAGCGCUCUUCCUGCUUUUGUGUUCAACAAAUUGAUGCAGAAGAGACGUAAUAACAAGGAACUCACUCUAAACCAGGACAAAGUGGACGGGUUGCAGCGAGAGCUGGAGGCUGCCCACAGGAGGAAUCACAACCUUCAUGAAAUCAUUCGAAGCAAAAUAAAAAAAGACUGUAACGGAUUGAUAACGAACGACGAAGUUGACAAAGAGGUCCGACACAUUCAGGAUCUCUUGGACUUGGCAGACGAAACCGACGUGAAGAUCCAGGAAGCCGAGAGGAAGGUUGAAACUUUCGGUUCCGAAAACCAAAAACUGCGGAAGGAAGCUCAGGACAACGAAAAAGCUUUGGAUGAAUAUCGAAAGCAAAUUGUACACCUGAAGGAAUUGAACUUGACGCUGGAAAAAGACCUUUUCGAGAAUAAACGCCACAUUCAAGAUCUUGAAAACAUCAAUGUGGCUCAAGGAAAGGAACUUAGUCAGAAGAAUCGCCAUAUUGAAUGUCUGGAAGGCAGGAAUUUGGCGAUGAAAACCGACCUUACCGAGAAGAAACGCCAAAUUCAAGGUCUGGAGGACAUGAAUGUGGCGAUGAAAACCGAACUUAGCGAAGUGAAACGCCACAUUCAAAGUCUAGAAGUCACUAACAGGGCGAAGGAGGAAACUCUCUGUGAGAAGGAGAGACAGAUUGAAGAGAUGACAAAAAACAACGCCCUGAAAGAAGAACAGUUAGAGGACUACCGCAAGUUACUCGACGAGCUGCAGAAAGAGAUUGGGAUGCUGGAGUCCAAAGCGCGAGAUUUUGAUGCACUUGAGAGUCAAAACAGGAGAAAUGAACAAAAUCUCCUUGCCUGCGAACAACAUAUUGAAAACCUCCAGAAGAAAUUGCAGGAGAGGAACGAGGAAGUGAACAAGCUUGUCCAAUGUGAGAUGGAAGUUGAAAUUUUAAGAAAGGAAUUAGAGGACAGACAAAAGGAUCUGAGCAAGCUUGUCCAAUACGAAAGGGAGGUCGAACAAUCAAGGAAGGAUGUGAACAAGCUUGUCUGUUGUGAGCAGGAACUUGAACAAUUGAGGAAGGAACUGGAGGAUAAAGAGAAAUAUAUAAACAAGCUUGUCCCAUAUGAAAUGGAAAUUGAAUGUCUCAGAAAGGAAUAUGAGGCAAAACAGGUGGCUCUGGUGGAAAUGACUGGCCUCAUAGAAAGGGACAAGAAAGUUAUCUUUGACUUGCAGCGAAAAGUUGAAGAACUUGGAGGAGAAAUAAAAGACAGAAAUAAAGAAAGAGAUGGACUCCUGACUUCAGAGGCAAUGCUAGUUCAGAAUCUUGCCAAAUCUGAACUCUUUAUAAGUGAACUGAAAACUGAAGUCGAGACGUUAAGGAGUCAAAAGGCAGAACUUGUCAACCAGCUGGAAGAAAAUAUGAGCCAUCUUAAGAGUAAGCAGAGUCAGAUACUGGAUCUCGAGCAGAAGUUACUAAAGAUGGAGGGAUAUCAGGAGGAAAAAGACAAUCUAGAAGAAGUCAUAAAAGAGAAGGAAAAGGAAAUAGAGCAUUUCAAGCGAGAAAGAGAAGACAACUUGAAAGAAGCACAAGAUCUUCGGAUACUAAUCGCUCUGAGGGAGGAAAAUCUCCAGGAAUGCCAACAGGAAAUAGAACUUCUUCUAAAGGAAUUAGAAAAGAACCAGAACGACUUAGAGGAGCUUGUCUGUUGUAACUUGAGGAAAGAAGAAGAAGAGAUUGAGAAAAUGACGGAACAGAUCCACCAAUUGGAGUUCAUGAGGUCUCAGUUCCAGGAAAUGGUGGAUGCCUACGAAAACAAGACCUCCGAGAAGGAAAAGGAGAUUACCUGCCUAUGCAAGGAAGUUCAGCAGAAAAACAACUUGCUGGAGGAAGGCAUAGCCCAGCGGGACAAUCUCAACAAGAAGCUGGAAUGCGUCGAGAUGGAAAAUAGCCAUCUGAAACAGCUGGCUGCUGAGGCUGAGGAACGACAGAUAGCUGCAGAAGGAGCGCUCAAGGAGCUUUCCAUCAAUAUUCAGAGGAUUGAGAAACUAGUUACUGAUAAACAGAGAGAAGUUGAUGAACUUCGAAGCAAAUUAGAAGAGAAAAACACUGAAGACGACAAGCUUGUUCAGUGUAAGAAGGAAGUAGAGGUUCUUAGGAACGACCUAAAGAAGAAGGACUUGGAAAUCAGAAAGGGUAAGGAAGAGGCAAAACAACAUGACAAACAAAUGGGGAGAGUGGGAGCUCGCCUACAGGAAAUGGUGGCUGCCUUCAACAAGAUCACCUAG
Messenger RNA from Macrobrachium nipponense, 2355 nucleotides. Its product is annotated as synaptonemal complex protein 1-like. The record is from RefSeq and is a predicted model, not a curated record. NCBI's taxonomy places the organism in Eukaryota, Metazoa, Arthropoda, Malacostraca, Decapoda, Palaemonidae. The coding region runs from base 1 to 2355 and encodes 784 amino acids. The transcript has a single exon.